AUGGCCUACCAGCAGCCACAUGCACAGUGGGAUCCCACUGGCAAUGGCUCGCACAUGGACCCUACCACCGACGACUUCCCACCACCGCCUCCAGCGCAUCGUCUGCCCGUGAACAUGCAAAGCCAACGCCAGCACCCAGACCCAAACAACUAUUCUGACUACUCCACCCCCGGUCUCCCACCUGUCUCAGACCAUGCAGCCGACGGCAUCGCCAGUCCAGACCGUCGACCCAUAGGCGUACCAGAGCGCAGCCAAAACUCGACGCCUUUCAGUGACCACAAUGCCUACGACCAGCCCAUGUUGCCACGAACACUGCACUCGCAGCAGUCUAACGGAUCAGGCGCACCGCUCGCAGCAGGUACCGCGGGCUUGUACUCGAGUAGCAGCUCCAUGCACAGCAUGCCAGUAUCGCCGCCGCACCGCAUACCCUACUCCGACACGCCCUACACGCGCUACUCGUCGUCUGCACAGAACCUCGCCCCGCAAAUGGGCAUGAUCAACCCCAACGACGUAGCCGAUGACGACGACUGGGGCAUGGGCCCUGAACCGCUUCACUCGACAUCGAACAAACGCCGCUCCUUUGCACCCUUUGCUGCCCCGAGAGGGGCUUCGCGAGGAACUUCGCAAGACGGCAGCAGUGGAUCCCCAGGCUCGUCGAUCAACAGCGGCGUCGUGGGCGCAGGCGCAGCGGGAGCGGCUGCUGGCACGGCUGCCUACGCGGCAACGAGAGAUGGCAAUGCCAAGUACGACGUUGUGCCCAUGGUCAAUGGAAGCCAAGAACUCAUGGCGGAGAAGUCGAGUUGGAAAGUAGAAGAUGACAAGAGAAAACGCAAGAAGCGAAUGUGGAUCGCCAUUGCCAUCAUCACCGUCAUUCUGCUGGCCGCCAUUCUCGGUGGUGUGCUGGGUGCGAUGCUCAAGAACAAUGGCGGUGGUCACAGCGAUCGCAACUCAAGUGGUGUAUCGGCUGGAGACAUUGUCAAGGACAACAAGGACGAUCUCGGCAAGAACUCUGCCGAGAUCCAGGCGCUGAUGAACAACCCAGACCUGCACAAGGUCUUCCCUGGCAUGGACUACACACCACUCAACGUACAGUACCCCGAUUGCCUCAAGGUUGGGCCGUCGCAAAACAACAUUACGCGAGACAUGGCCGUCAUGUCGCAACUAACCAACGCCGUCCGCCUGUACGGAACCGACUGCAACCAGACGCAGAUGGUCAUUCACGCCAUCGAUCGGCUGGAGAUCAAGGACACGAUGAAGAUCUGGCUGGGCGUUUGGCUCGACAGCAACGACACCACCACAGAGCGACAAAUUUCCCAGACCUGGACCAUUCUCGAUGACUAUGGCUGCGACUACUUCAAGGGCAUCAUCAUCGGUAAUGAGGUGCUCUACCGCAAGGAUCUUACCCCGACCGAGCUCAUCGGCCACAUUACCGAUUUCCGCCAAAACAUUACAGACCACAAAUGCAAGCUUCCCGUCGCCAUGGCCGAUCUCGGUGACAACUGGACGGCCGACAUGGCCACCAAGGUCGACUACGUCAUGUCCAACGUACAUCCCUUUUUCGCGGGUGUCGAUGUGAGCCAAGCAGCGGGCUGGACUUGGAGUUUCUGGCAAAACAACGAUGUCGCUCUCACAGCAAGCAACCAAAACAUCAAGCAGGUCAUUGCCGAAGUUGGCUGGCCGUCUGAAGGGGGAACCAACUGUGGUGGUGCCGAGACGUGUACUGGGGGCUCUGUCGCCGGAAUCGAUGAGAUGAACCGAUUUAUGGAGGACUGGAUCUGUCCUAGCAUGAAGAACGAGACCGAGUACUUUUGGUAA
Molecule: messenger RNA, 1815 nt
Organism: Plenodomus lingam JN3
Lineage: Eukaryota; Fungi; Ascomycota; Dothideomycetes; Pleosporales; Leptosphaeriaceae
Biological process (GO): cell wall organization
Cellular component (GO): extracellular region; cell surface; fungal-type cell wall
Molecular function (GO): glucan endo-1,3-beta-D-glucosidase activity
Source: RefSeq, a predicted model, not a curated record